UUUAUUUGGUCAGCUGAUUAGUCUUGUGAGUUUUUAAGGCAAGUGCACAAUCCUUUCUCAUCAACUAAAUUCAUCUUUUUGUGGCCCCAUAACAUUAAUUUCCAGUCGAUAUGUCUGCGAGUGAUAGAUUACCGAUAUUUCCUUCCAGAGGAGCUCAAAUGUUGAUGAAAAUCAGGCUAAAGGGUGCUCAGACCGGCCACAGUCUAUUAAAAAAGAAGGCCGAUGCUCUACAAAUGAGAUUCCGUAUGAUUUUGGGAAAAAUCAUUGAGACCAAAACCUUGAUGGGCGAAGUAAUGAAAGAAGCCGCAUUCUCCUUGGCCGAAGCCAAAUUCACAACUGGCGACUUUAAUCAAGUCGUUUUGCAAAACGUCACAAAGGCGCAAAUCAAAAUCAGAACCAAAAAAGACAAUGUUGCUGGUGUUACUCUUCCAGUUUUUGAGUGCUACCAAGAUGGUACUGAUACGCACGAAUUGACUGGUCUGUCCAGGGGUGGUCAAGCGGUAUCUAAAUUGAAGAAAAACUAUCAAAAUGCUGUAAAGCUUUUGGUUGAAUUGGCUUCAUUGCAAACUUCGUUUGUUACUUUGGAUGAAGUGAUUAAAAUCACCAAUAGAAGAGUAAACGCUAUUGAGCAUGUAAUCAUUCCAAAAAUCGAAGCCACUCUGCAGUACAUCAUUUCCGAAUUGGACGAGGUUGAAAGAGAAGAAUUUUACCGUCUAAAGAAAAUCCAAGACAAAAAGAAGAUUUUCAGAGCAAAAGCAGAAAAGAUCAAGGCCGAACUUAAGGCUAAAGGACUGCUUGAGGAGGAAGCUCAAGCAUCUGCUAAUAUUUUGGAAGAGAGGGAUGAGGAUAUUCUUUUUUAAAUGUUUACUUAUUUGGUGGAAAAUAAAUAAAAUUGUUUGAAGGGCUGCAAUUAAGUCUAAAAUAAGCCUCUUAAACAUACAUAAUACUAACUUGCAUAAAAUAUAUCAUUCCAAAUCCAUUACAUUUGAAUUUGACUAUUGUUUUCAAAUUCAGAGUUUUUUUGCUGAAGGAGUCAUCCAUUUUUUUUAGCAGUUUCAAACCUAAAUAUUAUUAGGUUCAAUUUUAAAAGUCUGUGUCAGGGCAGGCAGUAUCAAGUAAUUUAAUUUCAUCCUCAUUUAGGAACCUUUGCUCUUAUGCAGAAAAAUAUAUUGUAUUAUACCUAUCUUAAAAAAUAUUUGGAUUUUUUAGUGUUGUCAUUAAGUAUUGUUAAUAUAAUUAUUUUGAAAUAGUAUUAAACUUUGUUUCAUCAAAGUAAACCAUUUAUGUUUAAAAACUUGCAUCUGUAUUUUUAUGUUUUAUUUUGUUGGUCAAUAAAUUUAUA
Messenger RNA from Ceutorhynchus assimilis (cabbage seed weevil), 1342 nucleotides. The record is from the annotation of a GenBank genome assembly. NCBI's taxonomy places the organism in Eukaryota, Metazoa, Arthropoda, Insecta, Coleoptera, Curculionidae.